This is a messenger RNA of Brassica oleracea var. oleracea, 349 nucleotides long. Its product is annotated as 40S ribosomal protein S2-4. Lineage: Eukaryota; Viridiplantae; Streptophyta; Magnoliopsida; Brassicales; Brassicaceae. Gene Ontology annotation, molecular function: RNA binding; structural constituent of ribosome. Gene Ontology annotation, cellular component: ribosome; cytosolic small ribosomal subunit. Gene Ontology annotation, biological process: translation. The transcript has a single exon. The record is from RefSeq and is a predicted model, not a curated record. The annotation marks the transcript as partial.
CAAGCCGGAAAGAUCCAGAAGCUCGAGCAGAUCUACCUCCACUCGCUCCCCGUCAAGGAGUACCAGAUCAUCGACCUCCUCGUCGGCCCCACCCUAAAAGACGAGGUGAUGAAGAUUAUGCCGGUUCAGAAGCAGACGAGGGCCGGGCAGAGGACGAGGUUCAAGGCCUUCGUCGUCGUCGGGGACACGAACGGGCACGUUGGUUUGGGUGUGAAGUGCUCCAAGGAGGUGGCUACUGCGAUUAGAGGAGGGAUUAUAUUGGCGAAGCUCUCGGUGAUUCCGGUGAGGAGAGGAUACUGGGGGAAUAAGAUUGGGAAGCCGCAUACGGUUCCUUGUAAGGUUACGGGGA